AAGAAGGUGGCCAGUGUCUAGAGCGGCCUGUGGCUGGUGGAAGCAUUUCAAUGAGCAACGUCACCAGGGAGCGCCUCAGCCUGAGCCUCGGACUGUCUGUGUCUGCCCUGUUCUUUGUCACUGUCUACGGGGCAGGCAGCUCUCAUCUCCAGGCACGGGCGGGAGGAACCUGCAGCCGGAAAACAAGGAUCUUUCAACACAGGCACGUCUAUAAACCCCGCCCUCGGCCGCCUCCCCAGCAGCUGCUGCCUCUCCAGCGGCUGCUCCCUCACCAAUCGUCGCCAGGCGCUGUGACGUGUGACCCCACUGCACCCACGCAAACCAGUCCUACCUCAGCUCCACCCCCUCCCCACACCCCUAGCCCCUCCCCAGACCUCGUGGGAGGCCGCCAGGCACCACGGCCUGUUGUCCAGAGGGCCCUGCCUCUUCCUUGGGCUCAGUGUCCCCAGCACGUGGGGCUCCACGACCUCGCAGCGGUUCGUGGAGGGAGAUGGGCCACGGCCCAGACGGACACGGCCCCGCACCCCGUCCCCUUCCCCGGUACAGGUGGACACACCAAAGCGGCCUUUGGAGGGGGCGACUGAGCACAGGUGCGGGUCAGACCGGCGGUCUGGGAAGGUCACGAAGCGGCUCCCGUCGGGGGGCAAGCCUGCCAGUAGGAGGCAAGGAGGGAAGGGAUGGCGACUGGAGCUAAAGUAGUUAGUGGCCACGGAGAACAGGGAUGCGGUCGCAUAGGAAAAACCACAGUGCAAAAGGGAAAUCACUAAAAUCCCAACUUACCAAGCUGCUGUAUACGUGCACGGAAAUCCUGCAACGGUAGCCUGACGUGUAAACACCUCGUAUCUCUGUGUGGUGGGACUGAGGGUGGUCCCCACUUCUUUUUUGUGUAUUUCUCCCCCAAAAGGUUCAGAAUGACUUUACAUGACCUUUAGUGUUUUCAAUUCUUUGACAUCCUUGUGUGCGUGAUCUCUACGCCCCACGUGGUGCCGGCACUCACGACCCAGUGAGUGCUUCCACAAGUCAGGCUUGAGAGAGCAGAUGAUGCCAUCCAGGGCGCCGGGCAGCAGCACUCCCCGCACCAACAGCACGACGAGGACCACGCAGGGGAAGAGGCAGGGUCCUGGGCAGGACGGAGUGGACUGGGCCGGCCGGAGACAGAGGCGACAGCGAGGUGACCGCGAAGACCUCUGCCUCCGUCCCACCCUCAGCAGAGCAGGACAGGAGCCCGACAGUGACGUCACGCGUCGAGGGGCGCAGCUUCCGGAGCCAGCCUCCAUCUCCUCGGCGUCAGCGUCGACCGGAUCCAGGCUCUGGGCCAACACAGCGAGGCCGGCUCGGUGGGAACCAGCUCCGCGGGGUCUGUCUGCGCAGGCGCCCUGGCCGUCCCCGACAGCCUUGCGCGCCGAGGGGCCGGGCUUCGCGAGGCCUGCCAGGGGUCUCAGCGGUCCGCCGACAGUGGGCGCAGCGUAGCGGUGGGCUCUGUGGAGGCCGGUGCGGCGGCCAUGAGGGCCCCGGACGACCAAGCGGCCUCUCCGGCCCCGGACGACGGCGCGGAGGAAGUGGCGGUCACGCAGGCCCCUGACGAUGACGGCGCGGACGGCGCGGCGGUCACGCGGGCUCCCGAAGGUGGCGCGGAGGACGCGGGGGCAGGCCCACAGGCCUCCGACGGAGGCACGGACGGCCACGACCCCCAGCUUAGCCCCCGAGGUCCCGGUUGCCAGGGCAACUGCAGCCGCCACGAUGGCGAGGGUGGCCCUGGCAGCAAGGGAGCAGUGGUCGAGGGGGCCUGCGCCCCUCCCCUGGCCGAACGGGCCCCGAGGGCCCUGGCCCCCGGUGGAGACGCAGCGCCGGCGGCGGUGACCUCCUCAAGACUGCUGGAGUUGCUCACCGUGUCUUUCCGGUCGCCCCUGGAGGCAGAGAUGGCCCGCAGGUCCCUGACUACACACGUCCAACGCCACCGAGGGUUGGCUCAGAAGGAGCUUUGCGUGAGGGGCAGCGCCCUGGCCGUGAGAUGGACUACUGAAGACCCCAUCUUCUUCCGAGUUUCCGUCAACUCCUUCCUGGACCGGCUUCCCCUGGUGAUACGAAACAUUCGCGCCUUGGGGUCCCGGCCUCCGCCACGCCUAGGCCCGGGAAAGGGGGCCGAGGCCUAACCUGGUAGCCCUCACGGGGCAAGGCACAGGGCGUUGACCCUUGGCGUCCUCGCCACUUUAUUAUCGCGGGUCUAACGUUCUGCAGGUCCGGGCCUCGGUGGCUCUUGGCCCACUUCAGUUCCUUCCCUGCGCCCGGAGGGGCGGGCGCUUACGUGUUUGUUACUGCACAACAUGAAACUGAGCUACUC
Leopardus geoffroyi (Geoffroy's cat) is the source of this 2341-nucleotide messenger RNA. RefSeq names its product EKC/KEOPS complex subunit LAGE3-like. Lineage: Eukaryota; Metazoa; Chordata; Mammalia; Carnivora; Felidae. The record is from RefSeq and is a predicted model, not a curated record. Gene Ontology annotation, cellular component: EKC/KEOPS complex. The coding region runs from base 1503 to 2153 and encodes 216 amino acids. The transcript has 5 exons.